UUUUUAAAUGCUUACGGGUGCAAAAUGUGAGUGAGACCGGAAGAGGGGCAGAGAGCCAGAGUGAGAGAUGGAGAGUAUAUUAAUAAGAAAAGGGGAAGGAGAUGCUGGGGUAGUUUAUUUGAGAGGAGAUUUGAUCGGAUCAUGAUGUUAAGAUUAAGUCUUCCACUGAUCCUGCUCUCCCACUCGGCCUACUCAAUGCUGCUGGGAUGGGUGGAGUCUCCCGGUUAUCCCAGUGGCUACUUGCCCCAUUCCAGUCUGAACUGGAGCAGGUGUGCCCCUAAAGGUCACACCCUCUCCAUCAGGCUCAUCCACCUGGACCUGGAGGACAGCCACGAGUGUGAAAACGAUGCAGUGAAGGUCUAUUCAAAUGGAAACUUAAUUUCUGUUCUGUGUGGCAAAAGGGAAUUUGAGGAGCUUCAGUCGACUGUGAAUCCCUUGCUCCUCUCCUCCCCAGGCGGCUGUCUCUCUCUUCAUUUCUACUCCGACUUCUCAAACACCAAGAGGCACACUGGCUUCAGAGGCUUUUACACAGUGCAAGACUUUGACGAGUGUGAGGACGACCCAGAGAACGGGUGCACCCAGUUCUGUCACAACUUCAUCGGCGGGUACCACUGCUCCUGUCGCCAUGGUUACUACCUUGAUGCGGACAAGCACACUUGCACAGUGAGCUGUAGCAAGGAUCUGUCAGGGCUGACCAGAGGCGACAUAUCUUCUCCCUCCUGGCCUGGUUCAUAUGCGGAGAAUGCCAACUGUGAGUACACCCUGUCUGUGGCACCCAACCUGCAGCUGGAGCUGCAUUUCUCUGGAGUUUUCGAUUUGGAGCAAGGCCAUGACGGUCAAUGCAUAGAUGCACUGAGGGUUGAGACUCGCACUGGGACUCUGGGACCAUUCUGUGGCAACACGGCUCCCCCGUCUCCCCUCCUCACUUACUCACAUAAUGUCAAAAUCCGCUUCACCACUGAUGGCUAUGGCACCAACAAAGGCUUCUUUUUCCACUUCAAGACCACAGACAAGCUCUGUCCACCGGUGGUUACCUUACACUCCACUCUGGCUCCUGAGAAAUCAGAAUACCGUCAGGGUCAAACAGUGACAGUAACAUGUGAUCAAGGCUAUGUUGUGAAUAUUCAAGGCGUCCAGACCCUGUCAACGGAGUAUGUGACGACAUGUCAGGUUACAGGCGAAUGGGCCCCUGAUAAUGCCUGUGAACUUGUGGAUUGUGGUGUCCCUGAGAUCCCAGAAGAUGACAUCCUAUACUUGGUGGGCACAGAUACCCCACACACUAAGUAUGGUGACCAGAUCCAGUUUAACUGCAGUUCAAAGUACUAUACACUGGAAGGCGAUGACACAUACAGUUGCAGUGCCAGUGGUGAAUGGGUAUCAGGUAGUGGACAGUCACAGAUACCAAAAUGCACUCCAGUGUGUGGGAUGCAUGAAAAAGACAUCUCCAGUAUUGGCAGGAUUUUGGGAGGUCAGGAUGCAAACCUGGGAGAAAUACCAUGGCAUCUUUUGAUAAAAGAGCCAAGUAGAGGAGGGGCAUCACUGAUCAAUGACCGAUGGGCCAUCACAGCAGCUCAUGUUGUGGAAAACUUAGGUGACAUGCAGUUGGUGCUGUAUGGUGGACUGGUAAAUGCCCAGACAAGAGAUAGGUUUUCUGAUGUAGUUGUCCUGAACAGUGAGAAGAUCAUAAUUCAUCCUGGCUUCUCCAAAGAAACUCCUCUUAGAGGACGCAUUGAUUUUGACAAUGAUAUUGCUCUUAUCAGAUUUACCUCCAGGGUGAAUUUAGGCCCAAACCUCCUUCCCAUUUGUCUACCAGAGGCAAACAGGGCAUUGGUGACAAAUGAGCAAGGAACAGUUUCAGGCUGGGGGAAGACAGAAACUAAGAGAGACCCCGGUAAACUUCAAGGAGCGUCACGCAUGUUGAAAUACGCUCACAUCGCGGUAAAAUCCCUUGACCAGUGUCGGGAUACACCUACCAUAGAAGGUAACCAGCACGUGCGUUUCACUGAUAACAUGUUCUGUGCUGGUGCAGAUGGGAAGGACAGUUGCCAGAAAGACAGUGGAGGUCCAUUCGUUACACCUUACUUGUCGGCUGGAGGGCCUUAUUAUCUGGCUGGCAUUGUGUCCUGGGGUCCCCCCUGUGAAGAGAGAAAGUACAAGGGUUAUUAUACCAAAGUAGCGAAUUACAUAGACUGGAUCAAGGAGACGAUAGAUAGCGAGGGAAAUUCUUAGAAAGGUGAAAACUGAGAGGGGACACUUUUCAACACUUUUCUACUGACCAUAACACUGUAAUCCAUUUCAGGACUGAUUCAGAUCACUAAAAUAACAAAGUUUAUGAAAUCAAAAACUAUAAUCUUGUAAUCAAUGUACCAACAUUCACAAACACAAUGACAAUAAUGCAUUAUGACUUCAUAUUUCACUUCUGUAUUAAAGGAAAUGUUUGCAAAUCAA
Lates calcarifer (barramundi perch) is the source of this 2448-nucleotide messenger RNA. It is a transcript of the gene c1s.2, whose product is annotated as complement component 1, s subcomponent .2. Gene Ontology annotation, cellular component: extracellular region. The record is from RefSeq and is a predicted model, not a curated record. Gene Ontology annotation, biological process: complement activation; proteolysis. The coding region runs from base 142 to 2229 and encodes 695 amino acids. The transcript has 11 exons. Gene Ontology annotation, molecular function: calcium ion binding; serine-type endopeptidase activity. NCBI's taxonomy places the organism in Eukaryota, Metazoa, Chordata, Actinopteri, Centropomidae.